UUUGGAAGGUCGAUACCAAGUAGUCUAUUUGGCCAGGUCGUCAUUCCGGCAUUGAAAGCUGAAUCUCCAAAGCUACACCUCACAAGCUGCGUCGCGACGAAUACACGAAAGACGAGGUGCAAUUGACGCGCUUCUCUCUCAUUCCUCACGCUCAUUUCCCAAAAGGACUGCACUUUUCAUCGAUCAUGCUUGACAAACUCGUCGGUCUCGCCAUGCUUGUGGCCGCUUCCGCUGUCUUCAUCUACUACUCCAUCUGGACGUUGGCCAUGCCCUUCGUCGAUGCGGACCAUCCUCUUCACAGUUUCUUCCCGCCCCGCGAGUGGGCCAUUCGCAUACCUGUGAUCCUCAUUCUAUUGGGCUCGGCAGUGCUCGGUUCUUUCCUCAGCAUUGUCAUGAUCCGCAGCAACCGGAAGAAGGCUGCAAAGGCAAAGUCUGCCGCGGCGAAAAAGAAGGCGUAGGGGUCUGGAAAGGAGGGUAAAAAAAAUAACAGGCUCGGUUGCUCUACAAGGUCAGAACGGUCGGCAUACGGCAGAACCAUUUGAGCUUCAUACGAGUACUGAUGUCGAUCUUGAUGGCGUACACCUCGUCUAUGAUGGUCAAUUCGAAGAGCAUACGUAGCAUUUCAUGUGCAUAACGAACGAAUCAGUUUUGGGACAUUGACAGGCACAAGGAACUCCCA
Pseudomassariella vexata is the source of this 679-nucleotide messenger RNA. RefSeq names its product dolichol phosphate-mannose biosynthesis regulatory. The record is from RefSeq and is a predicted model, not a curated record. Gene Ontology annotation, cellular component: endoplasmic reticulum membrane; dolichol-phosphate-mannose synthase complex. The transcript is spliced from 3 exons. NCBI's taxonomy places the organism in Eukaryota, Fungi, Ascomycota, Sordariomycetes, Amphisphaeriales, Pseudomassariaceae. Gene Ontology annotation, biological process: GPI anchor biosynthetic process. Gene Ontology annotation, molecular function: enzyme regulator activity. Bases 186 to 458 code for a protein of 90 amino acids.